Molecule: messenger RNA, 6379 nt
Organism: Menidia menidia (Atlantic silverside)
Lineage: Eukaryota; Metazoa; Chordata; Actinopteri; Atheriniformes; Atherinopsidae
Source: the annotation of a GenBank genome assembly
GAGGCGGGCGAAGGCGGAAGCAGACGGCACAAUAAUAAACAAAGUUAGCUGUUUUUCGCAUGUAUAGCUAACGUUUUAUUCAAAUGUAUUUAUUUUCACUUGUAGCUCAUAUAUUUUUAGAUAGUUGCGUCGGUUUUACGUGUUUUUACUAUAACUUCUUAUCAAAACAGAGUAGUUGCCGUUAACUAAUCUAAUUCCGUAGUUAGUUUAGUAGUUUUUCCUGACCAAUUAAGUGCCAUGUCGAUAUUUAGCGUACAGGCAAGGAAGCACACGGCAUUUUAUGACAAUCUUCUGUCAGCAACAACGCCCAGGACAGUCGGCAAAGAACGACUGGCAGGGAAAAAGGGAACAGACGCGUCUCUGGGAAAGAGUGACAUAUCCAGUGCAGAAUCUGCGUGUGAAUACAGCAGGUCGUCGGAUAAAAGCCGUCUGGCAAACAGGACCCCUGUGACUUCAGCGCUGCCAAGGAGCGGUAACGGGCACCAUACUCCUUACAGAGGCCGACUCACUCUACAGAGAAGAUCAAGGUGGAAGACAGGGGCUGAAACAGCGGAUAAGACCAUGGCUGAAAGCAGCCAGAACACCACCCCAGCUCCGGAGAAGAGACUCACUCUGCAGCGCAGGACGAGGACACCCUCAAUGGAUAAAAGUGUUCGUGGCCAGCGUGGUGUGAGCAGCUCAGCCCAACAGCCAACGCAGAAGGUCCUGAGUGAGCCAAACGGCAGGACUCCAAGUUUAUUCAGAUCUAUGAGUUUAAGAGAAACUGCCGCUAAGUGCAAGGAAGCCCAGACUGAAACUCUGGGGAUGGUAGCACAAGGCAAAACGCCCUAUUCUUCAUCCUCAUCUGCAGGUACAUAUCUGGAGGACCAGGUGCAAACUUUUAAAACACCCACCAAAAAGACACCUUUUGAGAAAAUCGCUGCCAAGAGAGAGGUUUUUGAGAAACUGGCAAGUAAAGAAGUUCCCAAAUCGGUAGCGGUCAAAUCUGCAAGUCUGGAGAGGCCCAAAGCUCGAGCCCAGCAGGUGGAAGUCUCCAAACCUGUGCCUGCUCCCCGGAUUGCCAGGACCAACGCAGGCCUGCACAAGCUUAGCAAUCCGGCCAACUCAACCCAAAAGGGAGAUGUGACCCUGAUCAAAACCUCUGCCACCACUCCAGCCCACAGUGAACAACUCCUGUCCCAUCCCAGUGAGACCUCCCAGCAACGGGACUCCCUUAAGAUGGAGAACAGUGCAGUGACCGUGGCUGUCCGUGUCCGGCCUUUCAAUGCCAGGGAGAAAGCAGAGAAGACUUUGCAGGUUAUCUUCAUGAAGGGACAGGAGACUGUUGUCCAGCAUCCACAGUCCAAGAAAAGCUACUCUUUCAUGUACGACUUCUCUCUUUGCUCUUUGGAUGAAAAUGACCCCAGCUUUGCCAGCCAACGGGCAGUGUAUGAAUCACUGGCCAGACCUCUGCUGCUGAGGGCCUUUGAAGGAUUUAACACCUGCCUGUUUGCUUAUGGCCAGACAGGUUCUGGCAAGUCAUACACGAUGAUGGGCUUUGAGGAGGAGGCGGGUGUUAUCCCACGUUUCUGUCAGGAGCUUUUUGCAAAACUGGCCUCUAUGGAAAAUCAAGAGGUCAAAUGUCAUGUGGAGAUGAGCUACUUUGAAGUGUACAAUGAGAAGAUCCAUGACCUGCUGGUGACCAGAGAUGAGCCAAACCAGAGGACAAUGCCGCUGAGGGUGAGGGAGCAUCCGGUCCAUGGUCCCUAUGUUGCUGAGCUCUCUGUGAAUGUGGUGAGCUCUUACAGUGACAUUCAGGGAUGGCUGGAACUUGGUAAUAAGCAGAGAGCCACAGCUGCAACUGGAAUGAAUGACAAGAGCUCGAGAUCUCACUCUGUUUUCACCCUGGUUAUGACUCAGACUAAAACUGAGUUUGUGGAGGAGGAGGAGCAUGACCACAGUAUCACCAGCAGAAUCAACUUGGUCGAUCUGGCCGGUAGCGAACGCUGUAACUCCGCCCAGACAAGUGGAGAGAGACUCAGGGAGGGUGCUAGCAUCAACAAAUCCCUGCUUACACUUGGAAAAGUCAUCUCCGCCUUAUCAGAACAGGCACUGAGCAGGAAGAAGGUGUUUAUCCCAUACAGAGAGUCUGUCCUUACAUGGCUGUUAAAAGAGAGCCUGGGUGGUAACUCCAAAACUGCCAUGAUUGCUACUGUGAGUCCGGCGUGCGGCAACGUGGAAGAGAGCUUGAGCACGCUGCGCUACGCCCAGCAGGCCCGUACUAUCAUAAACAUGGCCAAAGUCAAUGAGGACACAAGUGCCAAACUAAUCAGAGAGCUGAAAGCAGAGGUGGAGAAUCUGCGAGCUGCUCAGAUGAGCUCUCAGGGUGUCGAGCCAGAAAGAGUCAGGCUAUUCCAGCAGGAAAUUACCACCCUGAAGAACAAACUCUCUCAGCAAGAGAGAGAGAUGGUCGAAGCCAACCGGGCAUGGAGAGAAAAAUUUGAGCAAGCAGAAAUCCGUAAACGUGAAGAGACCAAGGAGUUACAGAAAGUGGGUGUGACAUUCAAAGUUGACAACCGUCUUCCCAACCUGGUGAAUCUGAACGAGGAUCCUCAGCUGUCUGAGAUGCUUCUCUACAUGAUCAAAGAGGGCCAGACCACAGUGGGCAAGCUCAAACCUGGCUCCAAGCAUGACAUCCAGCUUUCUGGAACUCUCAUUGCUGACCAACAUUGUGUGAUAUCCAACAUCCACAAUACUGUAAGCAUCAGUCCUAUGGAAAAUGCCAAGACCUUUGUAAAUGGAAACCUCAUAUCUGCAGCCACUGUCUUACAUCAUGGCGACAGGGUUAUCCUCGGGGGAGACCACUACUUCCGCUUCAAUCAUCCAGCAGAGGUGCAAUCUGGGAAGCGGGUAUCAUGCUGGACAAGCGCAGGCGAUGGCCAUAAAGACUUUGAAUUUGCCAAAAAUGAGCUGCUUGCUGCUCAAAGAGCAAAACUUGAAGCAGAAAUUGAAGAGGCCCAUUUAAAAGCAAAAGAGGAGAUGAUGCAGGGAAUUCAGAUGGCAAAAGAGGUGGCUCAAAAGGAGCUUUCAGACCAGAAAAGUCUUUAUGAAAAUAAGAUCCGAGCCCUGGAGAGAGAGCUGAAUGAAGAGAAUGAGCGAAAGCGUCAGCAGGAGUUAAACCAGCAGAGGGUGGUAAAUCAGAUGGCAGAGCUGAAGGUGGCCAAGCUGGAGCUGGAGCAGGAGGUAGACACCCAGAAGAAACGCCUCCGACUCCACAUGGAGGCCCAGGCUAUGGAGGAACGUCGAGUAUGCCAAGCAAAGAUUGUUGAGGCCCUGGAGGCGGAAAAGAAGAAGAUUGGCAAAGAGCUGGAGGAGAUGCAAAAGAAACGAGCUCUGAAAGCUAGCCAAACUCCAAGAAAGGCCUCUCCACAUUGGGAUGCCAUGAAGUUGUCUUUAAUGAUUGAGGAAGCAAAUAAAGUCAGUGCUAAAUUGAAAAAACACACAGUCUUCAGCAGGCAUGAGAGUGCUGAGAAUGAGAACCCGGAACAAGGUGCCGUGCAGGUGCGGGUUCAAAACACCAAGCUGGGAAUCUGUACUUUCUGGAGCCUGGACAAGUUUCAGAACAACGUGGCUGCCAUGAGGGAGCUGGAACAGAUGGAGUCAACCUCUAAAGAUGACGAUGUGUUUUAUGACCCUGAUGAUGAGUGGGAGCACGAUAUAUCAGCCUCCUCUGCUUCUACGUUGUCCUUUUCUCGCCGAAGGAGCAGGAGUCUUCUUAAGAGCAGAAGAAUCUCAGGACGGCUGUACGAGAUCCGGGUCCAUCCAAUUCAGAGCCUCCACACCGGCUCCUCGGGGUCAGCUGGGUUAAUGGGUGUGAGCAAACAUCCCUCCACCCACUGCAGCACUACAGACACUGCUUUUGCUGGCAUCUGCAAGGAGCUGAUUGGCCAAUCAGUGUCCCAUCUACGUAGAUACAGUGGGGUAGAAGAAACCCUUGCGGACAGACUGAUCUCUGAUCUGAAUCAAAUUUACAUGGCGGUCCAAACUAUAUGCGACUUGCAUGAUAACCUGGAUGAUGACAGCCAGGAGAGCGUGUUUGCAUGUAACAAAGUGGCACAGACUGAGCUGGUCAAAGCCACCACUGCAAUAGACAGUGCAGCGUUUGUUACCAUGCAGUGGUUGUCCAGUGUCAAACCCAACUCUGGCCUGCUCUACACCAUCGCUGAGGAACUCAAGAGCCAAGUCAAGAGGAUGGGAGGUUUCUUCCAGAUGCUUAUUCAGGGUUGUGAAUCUGAGAUCACAUCAAUGGUGACUGAGGCACGAAGGAAGAGCAGCCAGUGUCUGGAUGCAGCCUUACUUGCGCUAGGCCACAUGGCUGUGGUGACGGGCAUGCCGCUGAACAUCAUGGGACAAGGCACUCAGGCCACAGGCAAGCAAUCAAUGGUCACUAUCUUGGUGAAGGGAACAUAUAAGGGUGUCCAGUCUCUUUUAGAAGAGAGCCUUGCCAUCACCAAAGAAAUGUUGAGAGACGCUCAGCUGGCCUAUCCCAGAAACCCAGUUCUGCAGAGCUUAAAAUCCAAAACUCUCGAUACAGCUCAGGCCCUCCAGAGAUACAUAAAUUGUCAUAUUUCGGUAAAGGAAUCUGACCAACAGGAGAUGGAGCAGGGACAAGAGGAGGCCUCAGUUGCUCAUUUACAGAAACUGAGGAUUGCAUCCACCAAACUGUUCCAUCUGAACCAGGCCAUCCAACAGCUGCAUGCCUGUCUGUCAUCAGCCUUACGAGACAGAAAUUCUGAUCUCAGCAGCAGCAGAGAGCAGAUCUCCUCCUCUGCUAAGAUUGUGGAUGAUCUGAUCACUGGCCUAUCCAAGGAGGGAGCAGGAACUCCGUCCCUGCAGCUUCCAUGCCUUCAAACCGUGUUGUCUGCACGAGACGAGCUCCUCUCUGCCCUGCGCGACCUCUCUUCUUUCUCCUCCUGGAGCCAACAGGGAGAAAGCAGAAGCUCAGCUGGUUCUGAGCAGAGUACGAAGAAUGGCUCACUGACCAAAGAUGGAGUUAUCAAACAUAGUUCUGUGAGAAAUAGGGUUGUAAGUAAGAUGGUUUACUCCCUUGACCAAGCUGAGCAGUGCAGUGUUAGCCCACACUGGGUGUAGUGUGUGUUUGUUCGUUAGUGAUAAUCAACACCAUAAUCUAUGGAUUUCCUUAAAAAAAGAAGAUAAAUUCUAGACAUGAGGACAAAUGUGUUGACCUGCUUUGGUAAUUUUUCUUUAACUUUAUGUAACAGGCAGCAAAUACUUUGGAAACGGCAGGAUGGCAACAUCCACUGAUUGUAAUUGUUUUUACACAGGAACUCGUCUAAUGUCUGUGUAACUGGUCCUUUAUAAGUCAUGUUAAUACAGCCAGUGUUUACUGCUGGUUUUGUUGUUGUUUUUUUCUCCACCAACCACAGCAAAACCUCUUCCCAAAAGACUAAAGUUAUUUUUGAGCUGUGCACACCAGAAUCUGUAGAGUUUAACUGAAAAUUCUGGUGGAUAAACAUUAUUCUGGGUAAAUGACUAUAAGGCAAAUAUUACUCUCCGCUGGGCCAGACUAUCAUUCAAUACAUUUGCAUGACAUCAGAAGAGGGAGAAUGAUUGUGCAGUUCAGACUAAAAUUUGACAGUAAAGAUGUACAUAUCAAAUUGUAUCAAGUCUUAUUUCUCAAAGUUGGACUAUGAUACCCAGCUUAUUUGCUCAGGGUUUUUCUUUGCAUGCAAUGAAUUGGCACCAAACUGGCCUGGGCUGCCGUUUCUAUCACUAGCUUGAACAAAAAAGUCACAGAAGAUGCUACAACUGAUGGUUUAGACAAAAUAUUUGUUUAAUUUUUAUUCUAUUUAAUUAAAAUUUUCUAAUGUUGUUUUGAGAAAAUGAAAAGAAAGACUGUAGAAAGUGUGCAGAGCUGUAAAGCUCACAGAUUUUCUGCUCAACAUGGUACAAAUAUUGUAAACUCCAUUUGAUACUUCUGUUUAAAGUUAUAAGUGUGUUAGCUUAACAGUAAAUAGCUUUUCAGAAUAGAAUUGGACGUCCAGGGUUUGCAUGUUGGAACUCAGUCAGUAUUUCAGUUGAAGAGCAGAAUUACUGUGCUGUAUUUUUUAGAGGCAACUAAAUGCUUUUUUUGGGCUAUAUAUCAUAUACACUUUAGUACCAAGCAGUUCAGCUAAGCAGACUAUGCAGAAUGCAUAUUUUGUUACUGUAUUAGCCAAAACCUUUGCUCUUGUAUAUUGUGUAACGCACCAACAUUUGCACUCUGAUAUUUAGAAAUCCUGUUAGCACUACACACGUAAACAAAAUGCUGUUUUAUACCUUUUUUGUGACCUGUAUAUGUAUUUAAAAAAGAAUGAAUAAAAAUGGAUGUAACAUUGCC